Colletotrichum graminicola M1.001 is the source of this 612-nucleotide messenger RNA. RefSeq names its product SCP-like extracellular protein. The coding region runs from base 1 to 612 and encodes 203 amino acids. The transcript has a single exon. The record is from RefSeq and is a predicted model, not a curated record. Lineage: Eukaryota; Fungi; Ascomycota; Sordariomycetes; Glomerellales; Glomerellaceae. Gene Ontology annotation, cellular component: extracellular region.
AUGCAUCUCACCAACAUUGCCGUACUAUUCCUUGCCACCUGGCUCGCGGCGGCCCAGACUGUAGUGACAAUAACACAGGGGCCACCAAGCCCGACCGCGGAGCCGGAAUGGACAUCGGACGACACCUUCACGUCGGCGGUCCUCAAUAGCACAAACACAUACCGUAAGCAGCACAACGCCUCUGACAUGAGCUGGAACGACACACUCGCUGGCUUCGCGGCCGACUACCUCGACGACAUGCCGGGCGACAGCUGCGACUUUGAGCACUCUGGCGGACCCUACGGCGAGAACCUAGCCAAGGGGUACCACAACGCAACGCGCAGCGUCGAGGCGUGGGGCGACGAGCGCGAUGACUACAAUUUCCAUAGGGGAGAGUUCGACGAGGAGACGGGCCAUUUCACGCAGCUCGUGUGGAAGAAUACCACAGACGUCGGUUGCGACCGCAAGUUGUGCGACGACGGGCAGUGGUAUCUUGUGUGCGAAUACUGGCCGAGGGGUAACAUCAUUGGCCAGUUCGUAGAACAGGUGCAAGAAGAGUCAUUCGGGGCAAGCUCUGCUCCCGGUAUACCACUCGGAGUUGUUGUGAUAGUAUCGUGCUGGAUGUUGGCUUGA